Molecule: messenger RNA, 621 nt
Organism: Zygotorulaspora mrakii
Lineage: Eukaryota; Fungi; Ascomycota; Saccharomycetes; Saccharomycetales; Saccharomycetaceae
Gene: HMLALPHA1
Product: transcriptional co-activator mating type protein alpha
Exons: 1
Coding region: 1-621 (206 amino acids)
Biological process (GO): positive regulation of mating-type specific transcription, DNA-templated
Cellular component (GO): nucleus
Molecular function (GO): DNA binding, bending
Source: RefSeq, a predicted model, not a curated record
AUGAAUACAAUGAAAUCUAACAGGAAUGGAAAAAAUAUAUACAGUCAACCAGCUUUCAAGGUUAAAAUUUCUAAAAGAAAGAAGUUGGCGGCAUCCAAAUUUAAAAAAAAAUGUACCAAUUCAAGUGCUGAGGUGCUGAGGUCAAAAAACAGACGGGAACCACAGAGUGAUGGCAUAACCAAUUUUUUAGCUAAGAAAUCUGACAUAAAGAUUCCUUCCCCACCAAAAAGUUUGUUAGAAGAAAUCAAAGAAGAAAAAAUCAAGCUGGCAGGGUACGGCAUAGAUAUUGGUGCUACUCAUUGGAGCUUUCCUUUUCUGUGGGAUAAUGAUGAGUUUUUAAUCUCACUUACUAAUGAUUUACUAAAUAACUUAUAUAAGAAGCCUGUGAGUAGAGCUGUAUCCACCCGACCACUGAAUUCCUUCAUGGCCUUUAGAGUAUAUAAUGCGCAAUUUGGGUACGGCCUCAGACAAAAUAUUUUAUCAUCGCUACUUGCGUCCGCGUGGCACUCGCACCCGGAACAGCAGAACAUAUGGGACACAUUUGCGCAGCAGUUUAAUUUUGUCAAGCCGAAGUGUGGGUUUGUGGAGUGGGUGGAUCAAAGAUAUGAGCGGGAGAGUUAA